AAAUGUUUUCUUUUAAAACCAAACAUUAUAUGCUGUUGACAGUUUUUCUUCUCUGUUUGACAUUUCAGUUUAAUGAAACCAAAGGAUCAAUACUUGGUUUUGCCAAACUAUUUGAUGAUUUGAUGGCUAAAGGACCAACAUUUAUGGAUGUGGUACCGAAAUUAUGUCCUCAACUUGAAGAGCUGAUCGAAUUAGUUACGAAAUUGUUAUCUCUUAUGAAAAAUAUUCAACAAACUUUAGCUCCUACUUGUCCGGAAAAACAAAAUUAUGCGUCUUCUAAAUUGCUUACCAAUCCAGUAGAAGCAGUUAUUCGUAAGAGUGAUUGCUUGUUUGAACUCACGACUAAUGUUAAUUACUACUUGGAUACAUGUAUAUUGAUUAAAAAUGGUGAAACCAUUGGCAAAUACCUGUAA
Messenger RNA from Teleopsis dalmanni, 413 nucleotides. RefSeq lists its product as uncharacterized. Lineage: Eukaryota; Metazoa; Arthropoda; Insecta; Diptera; Diopsidae. The record is from RefSeq and is a predicted model, not a curated record. The transcript is spliced from 3 exons. Bases 3 to 413 code for a protein of 136 amino acids.